AUGGCCCACGACGAGGAAAUCACCGACGCCCAUCGUCGGGACAGCCACGACGGCGGCUCCGUCGAGGAGGUGCACCAUGUGGUUGACGAGAAGCACGACUACACACAGCACCACCAGCACCACCACCACACUGAGGCUGAGGUGCAGGCGCUCGAGGCCAAGCUCGGCGGCGAUGCAGAGGGCCUCGUCGCGCCCAUGGACGACGUCGAGUACGUCAUGGACAAGAUUGAGGCCAUGACGGUCGAGGAGGCGCAGGAGAUUCUGCGCACCAUGCUCAAGGAGCACGAGUACGACUACAACUUUGCCCAAAGCCUGCGCGACCAAAUCACCACCCUGCUGCAGGGCCCGCCGGAAAAAGACACCGCAGGCGGCGACUGGGUGACGGAGAUCAAGACGGUGGCGGCGCUCAACCGCUUCUACUCGCCGUACCCCGAGGUGCGCGCCAUCACGACGCCCGACGACGACCCGGACAUGCCGUGCGAGACGCUCCGCGCGCACUUUCUGGGCCUGGUCUGGGCCGUCAUCGGGCAGUUCACCAACUCGCUCUUCAACUCACGCUUCCCGAGCAUCACGCUGGGCUCCGCCGUCGUCCAGAUCCUGCUGUACCCGUGCGGCAUGGCCCUGGCCUGGGCGCUGCCCGACUGGGGCUUCACGGUCCGCGGCACCCGCGUGUCGCUCAACCCGGGGCCCUGGUCGUACAAGGAGCAGAUGCUGGCGACCAUCAUCAUGGAUGUCAGCAUCAACUCGGCGUACUGCUUCUCCAACAUCCAGACGCAGGCCGUCUACUACCACGACACGUGGCUGACGGCCGAGUACAGCAUCCUGCUGCUGCUGUCGACGCAGCUCAUGGGGCUUGGCUUCUCGGGCCUGCUGCGCCGCUUCGUCGUCUACCCCGUCGAGACCAUCUGGCCCGCGCUGCUGCCCACCAUUGCCCUCAACAAGGCGCUGCUGCUGCCGGAGCGCAAGGAGACGGUCCACGGCUGGAGCCUGUCGCGCUAUCAGGUCUUUUUCAUCUGCUUCUUCGGCAUGUUUGUGUACUUUUGGAUCCCGGGCUACCUGUUCCCGGCCCUCUCUACCUUUGCCUGGAUGACCUGGAUCGCGCCCAACAACUUUCCUCUCAACAUCAUCACCGGAAACUCGGGAAUUGGAUUCAACCCCAUUCCGACGUUUGAUUGGAACGUCGUCAUUCAGAAUGGCGCGCCGCUCGCCAUUCCGUUUUUCGCUUACGUGCAGCAAGCCGGCGGCCAGCUGAUCUCCGCCUUUAUCCUGAUUGCCAUUUACUGGACCAACAAGUCGUGGACGGCACACUUGCCCAUCAACACGUCUACCAUCUACGACAAUACGGGUGAGCCUUACAACAUCUCGCGCGUCAUCGACCCGCAGCGCGCCGUCGUCCUCGAGGACAAGUACAAGGCCUACUCGCCCCCGUUUUACACGGCGGGCAGCCUUGUCUCGUACGGUGCCUUUUUCAUGUUUUAUCCCAUCACCAUGGUCUUUGUCCUGCUCGAUGCGUGGAGGCCGCUGCUAAAGGCGUUCAAGUCCAUGGCUCGGGCUGUCAAGGAGUCCGUCGUGGGCCUCUUCCAAGGCAUCUACAGAAUCACCGGGGCUCUCGUUGGGGGCAACUUUCGCGAGGCGGCCCAGCAUCUGUACGCCAUGUUCAGCAGCGACGGGUCCAUCUACGACGGCUUCGAUGAUCCCCUGACGAACAUUAUGCGCAAAUACCCCGAGGUUCCGGAUUGGUGGUUCCUCUCGAUUGCCUUGAUUGCCUUUGUUUUUGCUAUUGUCGUGCUCGAGAAGUAUCCACAGCUUGACACGCCUGUUUGGACCAUCUUCUUCGUCAUCGCCCUCAACCUCGUGUUUUUGAUCCCAAUGACAUAUAUCAAUGCCAUCUCGGGCAUUACCCAGGGCUUAAACGUUGUGACGGAAUUGAUCAUGGGUUACGCUCUGCCUGGACACCCUGAGGCUCUCAUGUUCGUGAAAGCCUACGGAUACAAUAUCAACGGUCAGGCGGACAACUACAUCUCGGAUCAAAAGAUGGGCUUUUACGCAAAGAUUCCGCCACGUGCCAUGUACCGCGGUCAGAUUCUGAGUACAAUCAUCACGGUCUUUGUCUGCUAUGGCGUGGUCAACUUUGUUGACAAUACUAUUCCCGGCAUCUGCACGCCGGAUCAACCGUCCAAGUUUAACUGUCUCGCCGGUUCUGCCGUCUUCUUCUCGUCAUCCGUUGUCUGGGGUGCUAUUGGUCCCAGCCGCGUCUUUUCUCAGCUGUACCCUGCGAUGAAGUACACGUUCCUUUUCGGCUUCUUGCUGGCCCUCGCGUGGUGGGCCGGGAAGCGAUUCGGCUCGAUGGCGCGCGAGGCCAUGCGCAAGACGCUCCCCGGCUCCGUCUUCAAGCCCAUCGACUAUGUCCUGCUGAAGCCGCUUUCCUGGCUCAAGCACGUCCACCCCACCAUUGUCAUCAACGGAGCCAUGGCAUGGGCGCCCACCAACUUGACUUACACGACGGUCGGAUUGUACUUUUCGUUUGGCUUCAUGUACUACCUUCGCCGCUACAAGACGGCGUGGUGGGAGAGAUACAACUACGUCAUUUCUGCUGCACUGGGCGGAGGUGUUGCUUUUUCUGGCAUCAUCAUCUUUUUCGCGCUGCAGUGGAAUCCUGUGAACCUUUCCUGGUGGGGUACCAAUAUUCCUGGAGAGACGAUUGAUGGAGGCGCGGGCCAAACGUCGUUGCUCCCUCUCCCUGAUAGGGGAUAUUUUGGGCCAGAUAGCUGGUACUAG
Molecule: messenger RNA, 2778 nt
Organism: Akanthomyces muscarius
Lineage: Eukaryota; Fungi; Ascomycota; Sordariomycetes; Hypocreales; Cordycipitaceae
Exons: 3
Coding region: 1-2778 (925 amino acids)
Biological process (GO): transmembrane transport
Molecular function (GO): oligopeptide transmembrane transporter activity
Source: RefSeq, a predicted model, not a curated record